Molecule: messenger RNA, 1559 nt
Organism: Rosa rugosa (rugosa rose)
Lineage: Eukaryota; Viridiplantae; Streptophyta; Magnoliopsida; Rosales; Rosaceae
Product: probable polygalacturonase
Exons: 5
Coding region: 1-1467 (488 amino acids)
Biological process (GO): carbohydrate metabolic process
Molecular function (GO): polygalacturonase activity
Source: RefSeq, a predicted model, not a curated record
AUGAGCCGUUUACAUAUAUUGCGAAAAUUGGAUGAUAAUGAUACGUGCUCACAAGUUGCUAAUGAAACUGAAUGCCUACUCACAACGGUCGCUACAAUUAUUGUUACAUUGGGAUUACUAUUCUUACAAGCAGCAGAAGGUAGAAGAGAGAAGAUUGAGGAUGUGGUUACGUACUCCGCCAUUAACUGCCGGAAGCACAGAGCUCUUUUGACCGAUUUUGGAGCCGUUGGAGAUGGGAAAACGCUGAACACAAAGGCCUUCAAAGAUGCAGUUGAUAAACUAAGCCAGUAUGCAUCGGAUGGUGGAGCACAGCUAAUUGUGCCGCCCGGAAAAUGGCUUACCGGGAGCUUUAAUCUCACUAGUCACUUUACCCUUUUCCUCCAUAAGGAAGCUGUUAUUCUUGGGUCUCAGGAUGAAUCAGAAUGGCCUCUUGUUCCAGUUCUGCCUUCAUACGGGAGAGGCAGAGACGCCCCUGGUGGAAGGCGUAGCAGUCUCGUCUUUGGAAGCAACCUCACUGAUGUCGUAAUUACUGGUAACAAUGGCACCAUUGAUGGACAAGGUGUUCCUUGGUGGGACAAGUUCAAAAAGGGUCUUUUGAAUGCCACCAGACCAUACUUGAUUGAGAUUAUGUUCUCUAAUCAGAUCCAAAUCUCUAAUCUCACUUUGACCAAUUCUCCAUCUUGGCAUGUCCAUCCCAUUUACUGCAGCAACAUAACAAUCCAAAGCCUCACUAUCCUUGCCCCAGUUAACGUUCCCAACACAGAUGGGAUUAACCCAGAUUCAUGUUCACAAACUCGUAUUGAAGACUGUUACAUAGUCUCGGGGGAUGACUGCAUUGCAGUGAAGAGUGGCUGGGAUCAGUAUGGAAUCAAAUUCGGCAUGCCAACCGAGCAUCUUGUUAUCAGGAGGCUCACCUGCAUUUCACCUAAAAGUGCUACCGUUGCUCUAGGCAGUGAAAUGUCCGGUGGAAUCAGAGAUGUUAGAGUUGAGGAUGUCACAGCCAUUAACACUGAAUCUAGUAUUAGGAUCAAAACAGCUGAAGGGAGAGGGGCUUAUGUCAAAGACAUCUUUGUACGACGAUUAACAUUGAACACUAUGAAGUACCUUUUUUGGAUAUCAGGCGCAUAUGGUUCGCAUCCAGAUGAGGGAUUUGAUCCAAAGGCACUUCCUGUGAUUCUAAACAUCAACUACAGAGAUAUUGUCGCUGAGAAUGUUACCAGGCCAGCACAGUUGGAUGGACUUGCUAACGACCCUUUCAAGGGAAUUUGCAUUUCUAAUGUGAGUAUCUCAUUGACUGCAAAUCCUAAGGAGCUGUUGUGGAAUUGUACUGAUGUUGAGGGCAUUACAAGCAAUGUGACUCCAAAGGCUUGCGAUUUGUUGCCCGAGCAGCAAAACCCAGUAGAUUGUGCUUUCCCUGAGGAUAAGAUAGCCAUUGAGGAUGUUAAGUUGACGAGUUGUUCUGCUUAAGAUUGUGUAGCCCAUACAAAUGAGAAUGUUGAUGCUCGAACAUACACAAGUUUUAACAAUUCAUAUAUGAAUUCCAAUAAAUGAAUAAAACU